Pogona vitticeps (central bearded dragon) is the source of this 7446-nucleotide messenger RNA. NCBI's taxonomy places the organism in Eukaryota, Metazoa, Chordata, Lepidosauria, Squamata, Agamidae. The record is from RefSeq and is a predicted model, not a curated record.
AUGUGUCCCGUGGCCGCAGUGGCAGCAGCAGCGGUGGAGGAGGUGGAGGUGGCAAGAGCAGCAGCUUUGCAUCUGGGGAGCCUUUAUGCCAAUCCCUGUCGUGAGGCACGUUGUGGCCGGGGAUAUGUCUGCAUGAUUGUGCACAAUCAGCCACAGUGCGUCCCGGAGACUCAGACUUGCAGUACCAUCCAGUGCCAAGAGGGGGAGCUCUGUGAGAUAGCUGAGGGCUUGCCUAAGUGUGUCCCUUACCCAGCAGCUUGUCAUCAUCUCCAGUGCCCAGAGGGGACUAUCUGCGACCUGACAGAUGGCUCUCCUAAAUGUGUGCCUGCGCCACAGACAUGUGCUGCCAUUCAGUGCAAAGAGGGCACCAUCUGUGUGAUGACUAACCAUUGGCCAGAAUGCGUCCCAGCGCCUGCAUCCUGCCAAUCAGUGCAAUGCAGUUCAGGAACGGUGUGCCAGCUCAUCCACGGUUGGCCCCAGUGCCUGCCCAGCCAGCUUUCCUGCCACAGAUUGCGAUGCCAAGAAGGGACUGUGUGCAAGAUUGUGCAUGGCCAGUCUAAGUGUGUCUCAGCUCCAGCAUCGUGCGGAGCCAUCUUGUGUGAAUCAGGAACCAUGUGUGAAAUGGCUGGUGGUCACGCAAAGUGCGUUCCCUUGACUACGUCCUGCCUGCACGUUGAAUGCCAGCCAGGGACUAUGUGUGACCUUACUGAUGGAUGGCCAAAAUGCGUCCCAAGACCAUCAUGUGACACAAUGAAUUGUGAGGCUGGCACUGAAUGCAAAAUUGUGAAUAGCUUGCCUACAUGCCUCGCGCUCCAACUCUCCUGUGACAAAAUCAUCUGUAAACCAGGGGCUGUGUGUCAGACACUCAAUGGUAAGCCCAUCUGUGUGCACACUCCACCUUCCUGCAAUGCAGUCCGCUGUGAAGAAGGAACCAUCUGUGAAAUUACACACGGUUCACCCAAGUGUGUGCCUGCCGUAACAUCAUGUGACAACAUCCAGUGUGUGCCAGGUACUAUCUGCCAGGUGGUAAAUGAAUGGCCCAGGUGUGUGCCCCUUCCUGACUCCUGUGAGAAACUUGAAUGUAAAGAGGGGACCGUAUGUGACGUUGUCCAUGGCUGGCCCACAUGUGUUCCAGAUCCGACAGCAUCUUGUGCGUCCAUUUCUUGCCAAGUGGGGACUGUAUGUGAAAUGAUUAACAGAGUGCCAACAUGUACACCUUCCCCGCUCUCCUGUUCAAAAUAUCAGUGUGAAACGGGAACUGUCUGUGAACUAGUUCAGGGGUGGCCAACUUGUGUUGCCUUUCCACCUUCAUGUCAGAAUUUAGAAUGCACCCCAGGGACUGCUUGCAAAAUGGUUGAUGGUCAGCCUAAAUGUGUCCCCACCACCCCUCGCACCUGUGGCAUGCUCCGAUGCCAAGAGGGAACUAUCUGUAAAAUAGUUGAUGGUUGGCCCCAGUGUGUCCCGGUCCCUGCCGCCUGUGGAAAUAUCCAUUGCAAAUCUGGGACCAUUUGUGAAGUUGUUGAAGGUUGGCCCCAGUGUGUCGCAAUGGAAAUGUCCUGCGACCAAAUGCAGUGCAACGAGGGAACACUUUGUGAAAUGGUGGAUGAUUGGCCCACUUGUCUUCCUAUCGCAAGUACCUGUGAAAAAGUCAGCUGUGAUAUUGGGAGCAAGUGUGAGAUAUAUGAAGGUGGACCACAGUGUCUUCCUCUCUCACCUUCUUGUGAAAAAUUCCAAUGUGGAGAGGGGGCAAUCUGUGAAAUGAGUCAGGGUUGGCCAAAAUGUGUCCCCGUUCCUACCCCAACUUCUUGCGAAAGUGUUAGUUGCAACGAAGGGACCAAGUGUGAGAUAUAUGAUGGACAACCACAAUGUCUUCCCCUCUCACCUUCUUGUGACAAAUUCCAGUGUAAAGAUGGGACAGUUUGUCAAAUCAAUGAUGGUUGGCCCCAGUGCAUUCCCAUUCCCAUUGCAUCCUCUUGUGAGCAAGUCUGGUGCACUGAAGGUAACAGGUGUGAGAUAUAUAAUGGACAACCACAGUGUCUUCCCCUCUCACCUUCUUGUGACAAAUUCCAGUGUAAAGAUGGGACAGUUUGUCAAAUCAAUGAUGGUUGGCCCCAGUGCAUUCCCAUUCCCAUUGCAUCCUCUUGUGAGCAAGUCUGGUGCACUGAAGGUAACAGGUGUGAGAUGUAUAAUGGGCAACCAACAUGUCUACCCAUCUCACCUUCUUGUGACAAAUUUCAGUGCAAGGAUGGAACAACUUGCCAAAUCCAUAAUGGUUGGCCCAAAUGUGUCCCCAUUCCUAUUGAAUUCUCUUGUGAACACGUCAGCUGCAGUGAAGGUACCAAGUGUGAGAUAUAUGGUGGACAACCGACAUGUAUUCCCCUGCCACCUUCCUGCGACAAAUUUCAAUGUAAUAAUGAGUCGGUCUGUCAGAUCAGGAAUAGCUGGCCCGUAUGUGUUCCCAUUCCUGCUCCUAUUCCUGCCAUCCCCGCCCCAGCCACUUGUGAAAAUAUGGCCUGCAGUGCAGGUACUGUGUGUGAAAUUUAUGGUGGGCAACCAGUAUGUCUUCCUCUCUCACCCACUUGUGACAAAUUCCAUUGCAACGUUGGGUCAGUGUGUCAUAUCAGUAACGGUUGGCCGCUUUGUGUCCCCAUUGCUCCCUCCUGUGGAAACGUCACUUGUAAUGUGGGAGCCGUAUGCCGAACGGUUUCUGGGUGGCCCCAGUGUGUCCCCAGUCCAUCUUCAUGUGCACAAUUCAGUUGCAGCAUGGGAACCAUGUGUCAAAUCAUUUCCGGUUGGCCCCAAUGCAUUCCCCUUGUACCAUCUUGUGACCAUUUCCAUUGCACACAAGGGACUGUUUGUAAACUCGUUAACCACUGGCCCCAUUGUGUUCCCAACAUACCCUCUUGCAGUACCUCCCAUUGCAAAGAAGGCAUGAUCUGUGAGACCAUCCGGGGCGUGCCAACUUGUGUACCUAUUCCGGCUUCUUGUGACAAAACUCGCUGUCAACAAGGAACAGUGUGUCAGACUGUACAUGGUCGGCCAACUUGUGUUCCAGCAUCAGUACCACAUUGUUCUUCCAUCCUGUGCCAUGCGGGAACGGUUUGUCAGCUCAUUAACGGGAGCCCGCAAUGUGUGCCAGCUCCACCUUCCUGUGACAAUUUCCAGUGCAGAGCGGGGACUGUCUGUAACCUUGUGAACGGCUUGCCCCAAUGUGUUCCCAUUCCAGGUUCCUGUGAAAGGGUUCGUUGCCAAAGGGGGACGAUAUGUCAAGUGGUCAGUGGCCGAGCCCAGUGUGUAGCCACCGUAGCUCAAACAUGCCACACAAUUCGUUGCAGGAGGGGGACUCUGUGCAAAGUGGUGGACGGCUCGCCCAAGUGUGUUCCUGCUCAGCCCAUCCAGCCUGCCUGUUGGGCCUCUGGCCAGCCCCAUUACCACACGUUUGAUGGACGCAGCUACGAUUUCCAAGGCACCUGCGCUUAUACCGUAGUUAAGACCUGCAGGCCCAGCCACCAGCUCCCUUUCUUCCACAUCUUCACUAAAAGUCAGAAGAGCUCUCCGCUGUUCCUCAUCAGCCACGUCACUGUCAACGUCUACAAUUUCAGCCUCACCAUGGUCAGAUACGAAUACGGCCUCGUCCGAGUCAACCAAGUACGUUCCCGCCUGCCCAUCGUCUUGCACAACGGGCACCUCUCCCUCUCCCAUCGUGGAAACCAACUGGUCAUCGAAACACAGUUUGGCCUGAAGGUUUACUAUGACUGGAACUAUUACCUCGUUGUGAAGGUCACUCCAGCCUUUCGGAACCAUCUCUGUGGCCUCUGUGGCAACUAUAAUGGGGACCCCAAUGAUGACUUUAUUACUUCCUCCGGAAAGGUGGCUACCAACACCGUGGAGUUUGGCAAGAGCUGGAAGGUGGAAGAUGGAGACCGUGCUUGUAGUCACGGCUGCCGUGGCCAAUGUAAGCGCUGUUCUCCAGAGUUGGUGGCCAAGUACAGUUCAGAGACCUUCUGCAGCCUGAUCACUAAGCACCAGGGUGGCCCGUUCCGACAAUGCCAUGCCUUGAUUGAUCCCAAGCCCUACCUGAAUGACUGCGUGAAUGAUUUAUGCACCUUCGAUGGCUACAAGCAGAUCUUGUGCCGAGCAUUAAAGACUUAUGCUGAUGCCUGCCAAAGAGAAGGAACGACCAUUUCUGCCUGGAGGAAAGCCGCCGGCUGCCCUUUGACUUGCCCUGACUACAGCCAGUACAUGGCCUGUGGCUCAGCCUGUCCGGCUACCUGCACCCAUCCUGAUGCUCCGAAGAACUGCCAUCUACCCUGCCUGGAGACCUGCCAGUGCAAGGCAGGCUACGUGCUGGACGGUGGCAAGUGCAUUCCCCAAAGCCGAUGCGGCUGUAUUUACCACGGCCAGCUCUAUGCGCCCAACGAGCGGUUCUGGGGGGAUCAUCAAUGCCACCAGGAGUGUUUGUGCAGGGCACAAGACAAGAGUGUGGUCUGCCAAGCAUCCCGUUGCAGGGAUGCAGAAGGGUGCCACGUGGUCAAUGGCAGGAGGAAAUGCCAUCCCACCCUCUAUGGGACCUGCACCGCCCUAGGGCAGUUACAUUACAUCACUUUUGAUGGCUUGCGCUACGACUUCUAUGGGACCUGUGUUUACCGCCUGGCUGAGUUCUGUCACCACAGGAGUGUAAACCUCACUUAUUUCCAAGUUCUGGUCCAGCACGAGCAGAGGGGACUCAAGAACCCUUCUGCCGGCAAGGUCACUGAGAUCAAGGUUUAUGGGGUAAAAAUCGUCGUAAGCCAUAACCAAGUUUUGCUGAACGGCUUGUUGAUCAACCUGCCCUAUAAUAUUGAAUACGACAAAGUCGCUCUGUACCGCCAUGGCUGGGAUAUUGUGAUCGCCACUGAUUUUGGUUUAACAGUCACAUUUGAUGGAAAGAACAAUAUCCGGCUCACUGUACCGGGGACCUACAGGAGUCUCCUAUGCGGCUUAUGUGGAAAUUUCAAUGCAAGGGCAGAUGAUGACAUGAUGCAACAAAGUGGAACUCUGACGACUAGUCCAGGAGAUUUUGGCAGAAGCUGGAAGGUCCGCGACAUUCCAGGCUGUACUGAGAAGGAGAAGGUGGCCUGCCCAGACGCCCACAACGUGGAACGCACACAGAGGACAAGCAAAGAGUGUGGCAUCCUUCUACACUUGCAGGGUCCCUUCAGGUUGUGCCACAGCAAGGUGGCUGCUGAAUCGUACUUCAAAGACUGCGUCUUUGACUACUGCUCCAAUAAGGGCAACAAGAAUGCCAUCUGUCACAUUUUGUCCUCCUACGCGGCAGCAUGCCAAGCGGCUGGUGUCAAGGUCGAAGAGUGGCGAUCCACUAACCUCUGCAAACCUAACUGCCCUGCAAACAGCCAAUACAAGGUGUGUGCCAGCAACUGUCCCAUGACAUGCCGUAGCCUUUUCAAUCCAGUGCCUUGUACUGCCAAGUGCCAUGAGGGGUGUGAGUGCAAUGAAGGCUUUGUUUUGAGUGGUGACCAGUGUGUUCCCAUCUCCCAGUGCGGCUGCGUCCAUCAAGGCUUCUACUACAAGGCAGGGGAUUCUUUCUAUCUCAAUGGGUUCUGCAAGGAGCGGUGUGUAUGUCAAGUAGGUGGAAUCAUGGAAUGCCACCGUUCUUCGUGUGGUCCAAAUGAGGAAUGCCGGCUGGUCAAUGGUGUCCAGACGUGCCACUUUCUUGGUUCCAAGAGGACUGGAACUUGCCAUGUGGCCGGUGACCCACAUUACAUCACCUUCGAUGGCUCCAUCUUUGACCUCCAGAGCAAUUGCUCCUACAUCUUGGCCAAGAGCUGUACACGCCAGAGUUCUGUUCCAUCCUUUUCUGUCAAUGUGGAGAAUGAGAGGCGCUCCAAGGGAAAGGUUUCUGUAACCAAGGCUGUCUCUGUCACAGCCUAUCAAAACACCAUCUCCAUCAUGCGGGAAAAGAGAGGCAUCAUUCUGGUGAACGGUGCAACCACCUUCUUACCUUUCCGUUUGGAGAGCGACAAUAUGUGGGCGUACUACCACGGUGACAACAUUGUGGUUCGAACCGACUUUGGCUUAUUCGUCUCCUUCGACCAGCUCUACCACCUUAUCGUCAAAGUCCCUGAAGUUUACCAGGGUCAGAUGUGUGGUCUGUGUGGCAAUUUUAAUGGCAGACCCCUGGAUGACAUUGUCCUGCCAGAUGGUCAUCCGGCUGCGAGUAUCCAGGCUUUUGCAGCCGCUUGGAAAGUGGAUGGCCCGCAGGCUGCCUGUGCAGAAGACUGUGCGGCUUCGGUCUGUGGCGCUUGCCAUGCAAGUCGGAAAGCAAACUAUGUACACAACAGUCAGUGUGGCAUUCUGCAGGCGCCGUAUGGCCCCUUCAGUGCUUGUUAUUCCACCAUCAACCCUGCGAACUUCUACAACAAUUGUGUGCAUGAUCUUUGCAAGGCCCGAGGGAACCCCGUGAUCCUCUGCCGUGCGAUCCAUGGCUAUGUCACGGCUUGCCAAGCUGCUGGGGUUGUGAUCCAACCCUGGAGGACAGCAAAAUUCUGCCCUAUGAAAUGCCCAGCCAACAGUCACUAUGAACUCUGUGCGUCAGCUUGCCCCAGCAGAUGCAAAGAGGCAACCAGCAUCACCAAAUGUCCAAACUACUGUGCUGAAGGAUGCCAGUGCAGAAAGGGUUACUUUUUGGCUGGGUACCACUGUGCACCUAUCAGUCAAUGCCGGUGCUUCCACAAAGGCAUGUGGCUUAAGGUUGGCGUGAAGGUGAUCACACCAAACUGCAAAGAGGAAUGCAGCUGCCAGCGCCAAGGCCAGGUGGUGUGCACACCACUUCCAUGCGGGCCUGGGCAAGCUUGUGUCUUGAGUAAUGCCAAGUGGACUUGUGUUCGGCAGGAGGGGCAUUGCACCGUCGCCCACGGGCAUAUCUUCACCUCUUACGAUGGGGUAUCAGGAAAGCUUCCUCUGGACGGAGCCUAUGAGAUCUCUGCCCUCAACGAUGCCCAGUCUCAAUCUUGGUUCCGGGUGGUGGCGCAAGUGCACAAGUGCUCCACCUGUCCUACCCCCGUGGUGGUCUCUGUCACUAUCUACUUCCACAAGUUUAUUUUGCUGAUCAAGCAGGAUAACUCAGUUUCGGUGAAUGGACAUCCAGUGCACCUCCCAGUUCAACCUUCCAAGGAGAUCUCAGUGAGCCUGGCUCAAAAUGUGGUGGCCGUAACGCAUGGAACUGAUGUCCGGGUUCUCUACAGCACCAGAGGAGAUCUGACCUUGGUGGUCAGUGGGACACUUGCUAACAAACUAUCCAAAUCUUGUGGGAAUUUCAACGGCAAUGGUGCUGAUGACCUGCGGUUACCUGAUGGUAGGGUAGCACACACCAUCACAGAGGUCAUCAGCCACUGGAAAGUUACAACGGCAACACAGAAUGAUCGCUUUAAAAUCCACUCCUACUGA